AUGAAAAAAAAAAAAAAAGUUUUUAAUAUAUCAACUGACAAAUAACUACAAGCAUUGUUGGGUUUUUGUUGUGCUUUUUGUUUGUUAUCACAAAGCUUAGAAAAGUGUGUUUCCGUCUUCUGUACCAAAGUGCAAAGCAAUGCUCUUUACCUUGUACUGGAUUAUCCACGUCAGUGCAGUGGGCAGGAGGUGAAUUCUCACACACCUCAGGAAGGACAGCAGGGCACUGUGAGCUCAAAAACUCCAUCAGCCCAAGUGCUAGGGUGUGCCUGACGCUCAUGGAGUCUGACUUUGGAUCCUAAGCAGUAGGUCACCGUUCUUUCCCACCAAAGACUCUUAUUAUCACAGAAAUCCGUCUAGGGAAGAUGCUGAACCCUCAUCUCCCAUUUUUCCUUUGGUAGUGACUUAAGAAACAAAAUCUUCAGGGCUUCUGCCCAGCUCUUAGAGAUCAACUCCUUGUUCUAAUUAUGUGACAGAACCUUAGAAGACGUGACUGAAGAGGUAUCUAUCAGGUGGUGCAGGAGCUUGCAAGGUUAUUGAUGGGCUAUGUCUGUGCACAAAUAAGGACAAUCCUGAUUUCACCUCCAUAUCAUAGCUAGGACUCCAGUAAAUAUUCGCUGCAGGGAGUGGCCAUAUGGACAUGUAGCACCCUGUAGGUUCAAGCCUAAAAGAGACUGAGGUUUAAGCCCAAAAGAGUGUGUAUAAUUGCUGAGAUUUGAGGUGCAAAGGAGAGAGAUUCUGAGCUCCUUGCACGCUGCUCCAUGGGGUAGGGAGAACAAAGAAACGUAAGCUCUGGCAGUUCUGCGUAUCCCUGACUACACAGCCAUUCCAAGCCUAUUCUGAGCCUAAAUUAGAAUUGAGAGUUCACCUGGUGCCCAAAGACAGGCUGCAGCUGUGCUGCUGUGCUGGGAUAGGAAAAGAUUUUUGAGGAAGCUGUGCUUUUUCAGCACCUGUAAGAUGUCACUGUCCCUGAGCAGCUCCCAGUCAUGUGGCUGCUAUGGGGCGUGUGACACAACAUGCACCAACGCUGCCAGCACGUUACGACUAUUUUUGAAAGUUCUGCACUGCGGACCAGCUCUCAGCUUUGGCAACCUGACUCUGAAGGAUUUAAAGGUUGAUAUUUCUACUCGUGCUAAUGGCCUGCUUGGGUUAUUAUCACCUGUCACAAACUCUGGCAACAGUUGUUCAUAUGAAGCUUUGGCCAUUACAGCAAGUGACAUUUCUGAAUUACGAAAUGCUGGGUUGCAGCACCCAAACUGAGGCAGCGUAAAUCUGUAUUUCCAUUAGCAGUGUGAGGACUGGGGGCUCUAUUUCAGGUGACUCGCGCUUGAGCCAACUCCACAACAGUGCUGUGGAGUAGGGGGAACAGCAGUUGGAUCCGUCUGUCUGCAGUGCCUCUGUGUUUGUACCUUUUGCUGUCAUAGAAACAUGCUGGGGAGCAGCCUUUCCCCUCCCUCGUGGCCUCUCUGUAGGGGAUCAUGGGACUCUUGGUGACAAAUCCCUGCUUUGGCCCCAUGCUGCAGACAGAUGUAGCUUCUAAUCUGCACACUCCACUUAGCACCAGCCUGAGAUGUGAAUCUUCUGCUGCCAGUGAAAGCCCUAAGUUAGGGUACAGUGUGCCUUCUGCCCAGCCCAGUGUCACAGCCACUGGAGGGGACCCUGCAGUCUUCACCGAGCCAUUGGAAGCCUGCCCAAGGCACAGGGAAACCUGAGAUUUCCACCUGAGAGCCAGGAGCCCUGCCCAGCCUGCCAGCUUUCCUCUUGUGAACUUCUAAAAUAAUCCUUACUUCUCUGAAGUGCCAAAAACAUUCCUAUGUUCCUAACAGCUCAGUUCCAGGUUUGGACAAAGCGGGUGGAAAGGAACAGGGUGAGGGAGAACAGAGCUAGAAGAACAAAUGGGAGCUGUGCACAUCAGUGUGUGCAGCUGUUGUGCAGCUGUCUCUCUUUAUGGAGUAAAAUGCUGGAGAUUGCACUGCACAUAGUGCACAGCCUGGUUCUCCACUGCUUCUGUCCUCUCACCAGGACCUGCUGGGACACUGCCAUGGAAGAGCAGGUGCAGGAGGAUGUGCCAGAAGUGCAGCACCCAGGAGGCCACCACCCAGUGCAGGAAGGAGAGGUGUUCAACGCGCGAUACCAGGCGGUGCGCGAGCUGGGCUGCGGGGCCUUUGCUACUGUCUGGCUGUGCCAGGACAUGAGGAAGAAGAAGAAUGUAGCUGUGAAGGUCCUGAAGAGCAGAGAAGGCUUUGCUGAGGCUGCCCAGGAUGAGCUCUCUCUCCUCAAAUGUGUAAGCAGUAUGAAGAAGAAGGAUCGGGCAGGAGAAAACGUCAUCUGUUUAUUAGAUGACUUCAGAAUGAUUGGAGAGAACGGCUUCCAUACGUGCUUGGUGUUUGAGGCGCUGGGUCCUUCUCUGCAAUUUCUGAUGGGUAACUAUGCAGCCCAGGGAUUGCCUUUGCCUUUUGUGAAAAAAUCUUUACAGCAGGUGCUAGCAGGCCUGCACUUCCUGCAUGGGCGCUGCCGGAUUAUCCACGCAGACAUCAAACCAGAGAACGUGCUGCUGUACAUUCACGACAAAAACCUCCAGAGGUUUCUGCUUGAUGCUGCUGACUGUGGCCAGAGAACAGAUUUGAGGCUAAAGGCACCAGGAGGUGACCCUGGCAAUCAACUGGAAGAUUCUGAUUUAAUGAGCAUAGAAGUGAAAAUUGCUGAUCUGGGCAGUGCGUGCUGGACAUAUAAGCCUUUUUCUAAGGAGAUACAGACCCAGCCAUACCGCGCCCUAGAAGUGCUGCUUGGAUUGGACUAUGGCACUCCUGCAGACAUCUGGAGCACAGGCUGCCUGGCAUUUGAAAUGGCAACGGGGGAGCGUCUGUUUAAUCCUCAACCUGGGAAAUAUUUCUCCAGAGAUGAUGAUCAUGUUGCUCGCAUUAUUGAACUCCUGGGAAGAAUCCCUCCCCAGAUUGCUUUCUCCUGGAACAAGUCAACAAAGUUUUUCAGAAGGCCAGGUGCUCUUCUGCGGAUCUCCAGGCUCAUUCCCCGCAGCCUCCACGCCAUCCUGGCGGACAGACUUAAGUGGAGAAAACACGAGGUGCCUCCAUUCACCAGUUUCCUGAUGUCGGCGCUGCGCUACGCCCCCGAGAAGCGCGCCACGGCCGCGCAGUGCCUGCAGCACGCGUGGCUCAGCACCCCGUGACCGGGCACGCGCAUCCCCGCGGGCGGAGCCCCGCAGCGGCUCGCUACGACCGGUCGGCGCCGGUCCGGUCCCGCUCUCGGGGCCGCCUCCCCACCGUCAGCGCUUUUCGCGGCCGCUCCGGCGGCCGCGGGAGUUGAGCACAAGAUGGCGGCGCUGCGGGUUCACCCCCUGCGGCCAUUUCCCGCCCGGGGGCGGCGGCGGGGGGACCGGCGCGACGAAAAGGGCCGGGCGGACCGCCGGCGGCUUGCACUCAGUUCGGUUCCGCAGGAGCUGGGCGCGGUGCCUCGCGAGGCUGCGCGGCCGUCAUCCGCCGCGGCGGGCAUUAAACAGAACGGACGAUCGGUCACGAGAUCCCUGCUUCUUUUCCCCCCUCACGUCGUUUCACAGGCCGCGCCGCUCCCAGGCAGACCGGCCGACCGAGGCCCCCCCGGCACUCGAGGUCCCGCCUCGGGCCCGCAGAACGGCUCCCCACCCCGCCCUCCC
This is a messenger RNA of Lagopus muta (rock ptarmigan), 3670 nucleotides long. Its product is annotated as SRSF protein kinase 3-like. Gene Ontology annotation, biological process: protein phosphorylation; spliceosomal complex assembly; regulation of mRNA processing. The transcript has 11 exons. Bases 1814 to 3187 code for a protein of 457 amino acids. The record is from RefSeq and is a predicted model, not a curated record. Lineage: Eukaryota; Metazoa; Chordata; Aves; Galliformes; Phasianidae. Gene Ontology annotation, molecular function: ATP binding; protein kinase activity.